GGUGCGGAUGUGUAAUAUAAAAUUUGUUUACAAAAAAUAGAAAUAACGUUUGAAUAAAAAUAAAGUUAAAAAAAAAAGAAAAAUUGUGUUAACCUAUUUAAAGUGCCAUUGUUUUGAAUUAAUAUAAUUAUUAUUAUAAAAAAAUAUAUUUAAAAUAAAUAUAUAUAUAAUAAAUUAAUAGAAUACCAACCAAUUACACUUAAAUUAAUUGAUUUAAAUUAAUAUUUAAUAAAUAAAUUAAAAAAAAAAAUCAAAUCCUUGUGGCUUAAGCUUAUUUAACAAAUUAUAAUUUGUAUUUUGUAUUUAAACGUGUGUCUGUUAUUAAAUAAGUGUCAAUUUUGUUAAUUGGUAUUCUGUAACAAAAACAACAAAAUAUAUAUUGAAAAAAAUAAAAUAAAUAAUUAAAUUAAACGCCAUACAAUCCACUUUCCCUUUCGAGAAGCCUACAAAUAAUGGAAUUCGUCCUGUAAUUCUACACCAAAAAAAAAUUUAGUGAUUGCAAAACAUUUAUUAACUUCGAUAAGUAACUCAUGUGCAAGUUUUUGGUGUGAAUGUUGGCAACAGUGGAGUGGCACGUUGGUUUAGCCUGUACUAGUAUCAGGGUAUAAAUACGAAAUAAAUAAAACGUAAACUGAAAAAGAAACCAAAAAGAAAAAAAUUAACAAAAAAAUAUGAAUGAAUGACAAUCAAAUACGACAAUUGAAGGAUUUUAAAGGUGGUCGCGUCAAUGGUCACAGAUUAAUAUUGACAAUGGUCUAUUGGUGUCCACAUUGUCAUGAAAAUGGACAGUUGCCACCACCAUCCUCUAAGGGGAUGUCGGGGUGUGAUCAAAGCACUGUCGAAUCAUUGGCUGAAGAUCCAACAGGUUCACCAUUUGAGGUCGAUGAUUGUCUUAAGGUUCGAAAAUAUUAUUGCUUUCUGCUCUCCAGCAUUUUCACAUUUCUCACUGGAUUAUUCAUCGUUAUAUGUUGGAGGGCAUUCGCAUUUAUAUGCUGUCGCAAAGAGCCCGAUUUGGGACCAAACGAUCCCAAACAAAAAGAGCAGAAAGCAUCACGAAACAAACAAGAGUUCGAAGGAACUUUUAUGACAGAAGCAAAAGAUUGGGCUGGUGAGCUUAUAUCAGGACAAACCACAACUGGUCGUAUAUUG
This is a messenger RNA of Lucilia sericata (common green bottle fly), 1149 nucleotides long. Its product is annotated as calcium-activated potassium channel slowpoke-like. Lineage: Eukaryota; Metazoa; Arthropoda; Insecta; Diptera; Calliphoridae. The annotation marks the transcript as partial. The transcript has 4 exons. The record is from RefSeq and is a predicted model, not a curated record.